Messenger RNA from Mollisia scopiformis, 2734 nucleotides. RefSeq names its product ABC1-domain-containing protein. Gene Ontology annotation, biological process: ubiquinone biosynthetic process. Bases 78 to 2651 code for a protein of 857 amino acids. The record is from RefSeq and is a predicted model, not a curated record. The transcript is spliced from 2 exons. Gene Ontology annotation, molecular function: kinase activity. Gene Ontology annotation, cellular component: extrinsic component of mitochondrial inner membrane. NCBI's taxonomy places the organism in Eukaryota, Fungi, Ascomycota, Leotiomycetes, Helotiales, Mollisiaceae.
UGAUGAACGUUUCGACUCAUACGUUGUGCCGACCUUCGACAUGGGCUCCUGACACAUUUAUUUCUGCUGCUGUAUAGAUGGCUGGGAAGAGGCUCUUGGAUGUUGCUGCUCUGUUCAAUGCGACUCGUGGUGUCCUCCAAAAGCAUGCUUUUCUGAGGUCAAGACAGUUCGAAGUUUACAACCGCACAUCGACAUUAGCACAAGCAGUACGAAACCAGACAGAUCGAGUCACCGAUACAAUCAAGGCAGCCUCGUUCCUUGCCUCACGGUUAAAUGAAGAUCCGCCAACAUGGACCUCGGAUGACAAUGCAAGGACAAAGGCAGAUGGAGAUAACUCGAUUCCAAGCAGGAAGUCGACAGCUGGACCACCGAGACCGCCUUCGGCAGAAGGCAUCGAUCAAGAUCAUUUUUACGAACCAUCAACGGGCAAUUCUGCUGUAGGUGAACCUCCGCAAGAGGAAUUGCCCGUUCAGCAAGAAAAAGCAGAUCGAUACCCUCUGCCGGAUGGCACAAUUCCGCCCAGCGAGUCGGAUCUGGACUCACAUGAGCUUGACCAUGAAGUUAUCUCGAAUGUCUCACGAGUUGAGCCAUCAAAAAAGCCAUCCAGAGGCGACGGAAUAAAGCCAGUGUCGGGAGGAGAAUCUACAAUUCCUUGUCCGGUCCAGACAGUCUCGUCUCCAGAACCGGCACAUCAAGCUCAAAUACCUGCUAGAACAGUUGAUGCACUCGAAGCAUCUGUUUCCGACCCAUUAAAUAAUGGGCGUGAUGAGGAUAGCUUUUACCAGCACUCGACAUGCUCUUCGCCUGCGUCAUCUUCGUUGCCCGGAGUGAAGGUGCCAGAACAUACAUCAAGUACCCAAGGAGGAGAUUCCCAUUCGGCAAACCGUCACAUAAAUUCAGAUACCUUCUACACACAAGAUAAUGCAGCUGCGAUUCCGUCAGUGCAGGCCAUCCCGGACCAGCAACAACUUCCUGAUGGCGUAGAUACAGAUCUGUUUUAUAGUCCACGGGUGGCCAGCAUGCUUGGAGGAAGAACUAUGAACAAUAAACUGAGAGGCGAAUUGCAUCUGGAAGCAGCGUCUAAUACUCCCAUUGAUCGUACACUGAUCGGGAAAGAUAAAGAUCAGGAUACUUUUAAUGUUCGGCCACCUUCAGAGGAUACAAUUCAGGACACUAGCAAUCCCCCCUCAAGUGAAGCUCGUGUCUCUUUACAUCACAGUGCUGUGGAAGAAGACAGCAUCGAAGGCCUGGCUAACAAUAUCUCACGUGAGGUAGACCAGAGUUCACAUCAAAACGAAACUUAUGCCACUGCCGAGCGUAACUCUUACGCAUUGCGAGAAUCCAAGGUACCAUCCACGAGGUUGAGUAGAAUCUGGAAUUAUGGUGGCUUAGCCGCUGGUAUGUUUGGGGGUGCCAUUACUGAAAGUCUCCGCCGUGUUAGUGGAAGUGGAGGGCAGGGCUCGUAUAUGCUCAGUGCAGGAAACAUGGAGAGACUUGUGACGAAGCUCUCUCGUAUGAGAGGCGCAGCCUUGAAACUUGGUCAGAUGAUCAGUUUUCAAGAUUCUAAGAUGCUUCCCGCAGCAAUUCAGGAGGUUCUCCAAAGGGUACAAGACCGUGCCGACUACAUGCCGGCUUCACAGCGGGAUAAGGUAUUGACAGCCAAUCUUGGCUCUGAUUGGCGAAGUCUUUUCACCACUUUCGACGAGAAACCAUUGGCGGCAGCAUCGAUUGGGCAGGUCCACAGUGCAGUGCUGAAGUCGAAUGGGGCUCGAGUAGCUGUUAAAAUACAGUACCCAGGAGUUGCCGAUUCUAUUGAUUCAGAUUUAAGCAACUUGAGUAUCCUACUUACCGCAUCGCGGCUACUACCCAAAGGGCUAUUUCUCGAAAAGACCAUUGCAAACGCUCGGAUCGAAUUGUCCUGGGAAUGUGACUACAUUCGGGAGGCUGAGUGUGGCCGACGUUUCGAAGCACUUCUCGCCGAUGAGCGAGAUGUCUUUGACGUGCCAAUGGUGUACCCCGAAGCAUCUGGACAACAGGUGCUAACGAUGCAAUUCAUGGAAGGCAUUGGUGUCACCAGGGUCCAGAGCUUUUCUCAAGUUCAGAAAGAUUGGAUCGGCACGCAGAUUCUUCGACUGUGUCUUCGCGAGAUCACCGAGUUCAAGUUCAUGCAAACAGAUCCCAAUUGGACGAAUUUUCUAUAUAAUUCUAAAACCAACAGGCUCGAACUUCUAGACUUUGGAGCAUCAAGGGAGUAUCCAACAGACUUUAUUUCGAAGUAUACGAGACUCCUUGCAGCUGCAGCAAGAUCAGACCGGCAGACUGUCAGAGACUUGUCUAUUGAACUUGGGUAUCUGACAGGGCAAGAGUCCGCCGCAAUGCUUAAUGCACAUAUUGCAUCUGUCCUCACAUUGGCCGAGCCGUUCCUUGAUUCGUCUCCCGAACUCUAUAACUUCAAAGACCAGACCAUCACUGACAGAGUCAAAGAACAAAUCCCAUUGAUGAUCAGGGAGAGAUUGGCCCCCCCUCCAGAAGAAACGUAUAGUUUACACAGAAAACUGAGUGGUGCAUUCCUUCUUUGUGCCAGGCUCGGGAGUCGUGUAAGAUGUCGGGAAUUAUUCAAGAAUAGCAUGUCGAAGGUUGAACUCUUGUGAAUAUGGAUGGUGGGGUUUGGGAAUCGUUGAAGUACUGUAAUAACACAACACGUGUAAAGAUAUAAUACAUUCCUAUUUUGCAC